CGUAGCGGUUGUUGUCGUUUCGCUGCAGAGUCUCAGAGAGAAGCUUCAGCUCGGACCGGCAGCGGACAGAAACGACAGAAAUGUGGUUUUAAAUAUUUGUAUUUUUACUUUUUACCAAGCGGACAGCACGUGCUUCCCGCCACAUGAGCCGCACGGGGUGUUUACGGGCGUUUAACAAGAAGAAGAAGAAGUCAGGCAGCAGCUAACUUAGCUCACCGCUAGCUAGCUAGCAGCUUAGCUCCGCCAGACAUAAGGAUGGCGUCUCCCUUUAAAAUACCGAAGAAGAAACAGCCUGCAGGGUCUGACUCCGCCCCCCUGCACCUGCAGUCCCCGCUGUCCCGCCUCCAGAGCCCCGCUUCACAAGUUAAGGGUUAUGGAGAUCAGUCCAGCAGAAGAGGUGCUGACAGGGUGCAUGCUGGGAACUCCCUCGGCUCCCCUACACACAGACAGAGCGCGACGUGUAAACCGCUGUUCAGGGACGUGGUGAAAACGCUGCUGGGACUCAACAGCCCGGACAGAGGCGGAGCUUCAGCAGCCAAUCACAGAUCACCAGGAAGCUGGAGGAGCCAAUCACAGGCAGGAGAGAGGGCGGAGUCGUCCUCGGCCUCAAACGGGUGGCGUCCUAAGAGAGCGUCAGACCGGCUGCUGCGGCCUGAGGUGACCUCCGAGUGCCUGUCUCCACCACAGAAGAAGAAAAGUGAUGAAUCCUCAGGUUCGUCCUCAGGGACUCGGAGCAUCUCUGUGGAGUCGGUGGACUCUCUGGCGAAGCUGCGAGGUGAGGUGCAUGCUGGGAGUCGGAGUCCUCCGACGCUCGGAGCGAGGACGUGGAGGAGAGUCGAGCCCGGCGGAGACACGACGAGACGGGACGCCGCUGAGGGGAAGAGCGACGCAGAUAAAUCUCCUGAGAAGAAGAACUCAUGUCUCUCAGGUUCAGAUCAGACGUCAGACGACGACUUCGUCUCUCCGUCCAGAACCCUCGGCCGCAGACCUUCCUCCUCCUCCUCCUCCGUCUCCGCGGUGAUGUCACCGGGGACGACGCCGGGCAGGAGGCGGAGUCUGGACAGGACGGCGUGGAUCGCCGCCAGCAGCCACCUGAACGAGGACGUGAGGGAGCAGGAGAGACGGAGGUGGAGGGAGUUCAGAGAGAGGAAGACCCGAACCCUGCAGCCUCGACCGAAGAGACCCAGACAGAGUCCAGCAGAGCCCAUUGUGCUGUCGAGCGAGGAGGAGGAGGAGGAAGGAGACGGAGCGAAGAGGACGUCCCUCAGCAGCAGGCGGGCGGAGGAACCCCGUCCAGGAAACUCAGGACAGAAACAGGGUCUCCAGACCAGGAACCAGGUCUGUUCCUCCAGAGCUGAACCAGGUCUGGACCAGCCACGGACGCCGCCGCCGCCUUCGUUCCUGCAGCUGGAGUUCACCUCGCUCCACGCCGGCCUGACGCACGCCGACGCCGACGGAGACGUGCUGAUCACUGAAAACGGCAUCACUGUUCCUCUGAAAGUAUCAGGAGCAGAGGAGCUGGAUGUGACCGUGGUGGCGUCGCAGCUUCGUGGUUACGGCGUUUGGGACGGAGGCGUGGCUCAGGGCGGGGCUCUGCUCGCCGGUCGGGAAGGCCCGGCGCCGUCGCUGCUCUUCCUGUGGGUGACGGACGCUCAGGCCAACCUGCUGCACAGAGAGCUGUCGGCCGGCCGGAGCUCCGCCUCCUCAGGUCCGCCCUGCUCCUUCCUCCUGCUGGUGUUGAAGGAGCAGCUGCAGGAGCUCCAGGCCGCUCUGCUGGCCUCCAUCCUGGACAUGGACGAGUACAAGAAGGGCCGCUCCUCCUCCUCCUCCUCCUCCUCCUCCUCUGGGCUGACCUCCCCUCUGGACUGGACCGACGGGCUGCUGCUCCUCCACAGCUGUCCUCCUCCUCUGGACCAGCACCUCCUCCAGCUGCUGGGACACUCUGCAAAACCCAGUGAAGUCAGAAACAGUCAGAGGAAGAAGUCCGGCCUGAACUCCUCUGGUCUGCAGCAGCUUCCUGCCAGGUUGAUCCAGUACCCCGCGGCACCGUGUAAAGGCCGGAUCUCCGUGACGAAGGAGGACCUGGCGUGUCUGAGCGACGGCGAGUUCCUCAACGACGUCAUCAUCGAUUUCUACCUCAAGUAUCUCCUCCUGGAGGGAGUGGGAGGAGCUGUGGCCGAGCGGAGUCACGUCUUCAGCAGCUUCUUCUACAAACAGCUGAGCAGACGGAGAGCGGCCGGAGAGGACGACGCCCCCUCUGUCCCCGACCGUCACAUGAGGCAUCAGAGGGUGAAGACCUGGACUCGCCACGUCGACAUUUUCACCAAAGACUUCCUGUUCGUGCCUGUCAAUCAAGAAGCUCACUGGUACCUGGUGGUGGUCUGUUUCCCGGGUCUGGAGGAGUCUCAGUACGAGGACUUUGAGAGGAGAACAGGUGGAUCAGAGCAGACGACAGGAAACACAAACUUCAGCCUGAGAACACAACAACCACCGGAGUGCACUCAGCAGGGCUGGCAGAGGGACACGGUGAUGAAGAGGCCGUGCAUCCUGGUCAUGGACUCUCUGAAGCUGUCGUACCAUGAGAACGUGUGCAGGCUGCUCAGAGACUACCUGCAGGUGGAGUGGGAGGUCCGGAGACGGACGCCUCGACUCUUCACGUCCGACAACAUGAGGAGCUCCAACUGCAGAGUUCCUCAGCAGGACAACAGCAGCGACUGUGGACUGUACCUGCUGCAGUACGUCGAGAGCUUCCUGCAGUAAACAAACUGCUCCUGAGAUUAAAACACAGUGAAACUCUGUGAUAAGCAGCUGACAGAGCGUCGUCACCACAGUCACAACAUGCAACAUGAAUUAUUCUCAGCAUCCAUGACUGAAAACAGAUUAAUGUCCGUCACAGUCUUUAAAUGUCCUGUCGGGUCCCAACAAUCCACAACCCAAAUCUGUUCCUCUAACAUCAGCAAAGACCGAGAGAAACUCACCUUUCCUCCUUCAGAGAGAAGAAGAGAGAGUUCUCCCUGAUUUAUCCAAAAACAUUCAAAGUAAACGUGAACACGUGAACUCAGAAAGAGAGAAACCUGAAAGCAGCUUUUGGUUUCAUGGGAGAAAAGUGGAGCAGCUGAGCGACUCAGCAUUUUCUCAAACUGAUAUUAAAAAAUCUGGACCCCUCCCUCCCCCCUCCCUCCUGCCUCCUGCCUCCUGCCCCCUCCCACUC
Molecule: messenger RNA, 3211 nt
Organism: Lates calcarifer (barramundi perch)
Lineage: Eukaryota; Metazoa; Chordata; Actinopteri; Centropomidae
Gene: senp7b
Product: SUMO specific peptidase 7b
Exons: 22
Coding region: 256-2760 (834 amino acids)
Biological process (GO): protein desumoylation
Cellular component (GO): nucleus; cytoplasm
Molecular function (GO): SUMO-specific endopeptidase activity
Source: RefSeq, a predicted model, not a curated record